GCCUGCUUGGGGUGGCUGGUGGCACUGGGUGCCUGCUCUGCUGCUCUCGCUUCCCCUUCCCGGCCUGGGUGAUGUGGCAGGGUGCUCAGUUGGGGGACAUCCCGGUUUGGGGGUGCAGGGCUGGUUUGGGGGGUGGUGGGGCACAUGCCUGUCCUUGUGUCACCCAAAACCCAGGGCUGGGAGGGUGCUCAGGCACGUGGCGAUGCUGGGGUGCCUAUGGCUGUGCAGUGCCGGUGCUCCAGGGCAGGGUGGGGAGGGUGAAAUCUCCCUCACAGGGAGCCAGGGCAGGAUCCGGCCCAGCCGGUAGUGGGGGAUUCUUGAGAUGUGGUGGAGGAUCAGCCAGUACCACGUGGGGAGGGUGCUGUGGCCAUGGCUUCUGUGGGACGCGGGACAGCCCCAGGAAGGGCCACAGUAGUGCAGGAUGCAGCCCCAGGGGCUGCUGGGGAACAGCACCCAUCUUGACGCCCCCUUGCCCUGGGCAAGGGUGAGAGGAGCCACCCCGGGAUGCCAGGGGGCAAGGGCCCUUCCCAGGGGUGCAGGUCCAUGGCCCCAAACCUGAGUGAUGGGAGGAGCGAGGCAGGCUGGGGGUGCAGCCCCCCUAGUGUGUGUCCCCCCCUGGGGCUGAUUUGGGUCCCCAGCACCAUGCAACCCCCAGGUCUGAUGGAGAGCAGUGCCCUGGUUUUCUGCAUCCUCAGAAAACUGUGCAGAGCAUCUCUUGCCCAGGCAUGUCCCACCUUAGGAUGGGGGACCCUGGUACCCCCCAUGAGGCCAUUUUGGGUCCCUAGUGGGUCUCUCCAGCGGAUGUGUGGCAUCUUCUGGGGAGGCAGGGGGUGCUUGGGGGAUAGCUGUGCCCUCCAAAAGCCAAGGCUGGCUCCUAGGGCUGCCCUGGGCAUCAUGGCCAAGCUCAUGGUGCCAAUCUGGGCUACCAGCAGCGGGGAUCCAUUCUGCCUUCCCUGGAGAGCUGCUGCGGUCCCUGGGGAGUGUGGCCAUGUGGGCUGAGCCGGGAUGUGGUGGCGGGGUGUGUGGGACAGGGCUGCUGCCCUUCCUGUUUACAAAGCGGGGUAAUUAGUCCCGGGUGGAGGAGCGGGUGUGUGGGGAGCUGGCCGAGGGGAGGUGAAGGUUGCGGUGCUGGGCAGGAGGAACCAGUGCCAUCAGGCAUGGCUGGACACAGGGUGAGCUGAGGGCUCAACCAGCUGGCACUGGGGUCGGAGUGGGCAGACAGGGGACCCGUGGGGUCCAUUGGCAUGUCUGUGGGGUCCCCAUGGGUCAAAGUGGUCCCAAAGAUCAUGAUGACGGGUUUCUUUGGGGUCCCCCUGGGUCAGGGUGGUCCCAAAGAUCAGGAUUAUGGGUGUCUAUGGAGUCCCCGUGGGUCAGGGUGGUUCCAAGAAGCAGGUUGAUGGGUGUCAGUGGGGUCCCUGUGGGUCAGGGUGGUCCCAGGGGAGCAGGGUGAGGGGUAUCUAUUGGUCAUGGUACCCUUAGGAAUCAGCAUGAUGGGUGUCUGUGGUGGCACUGGGGGGCAGGGUGGCCCAGGGGGACAGGACAAUGGGUGUCUCUGGGGUUCCCGUGGGUCAGGGUAGCCCAGAAGAGCAAGAUGAGGUGUCUGUGGGGUCCCUGUGGGUCACAGUUCGUGGCACUGGUUAGGUGGCCACAGCAGUUUCCCAGUGCCACUGUCCCAUGUGGGAGGUCCCAUCCCAUCCUGUCCCAGGCCUUGGCCCCACUGCCAGCCCCACAGAGGCGGGGCACAGUCCUGCCCGCCCCUGGCCAUGGGGCCUGGCCACCAGCCCCACAGCAUUUAGGAGGGGCACUCUGAGCCUCAGCAGUGCCAGCCUGACCUCACUUACCUCUCGCCACCACUCAGCCCCCCAGGUAGGCACCUUGGGGCCCCAGGGACUGGACCCCCCUUUGUGGCACUCAGCUGGCCCCAUGCAGGUGGAGGCUGUGGGGCACUGGGCACCCCACUGGGUGGGUUCCCUCAAGGAAGAGUGGGUGCAUUUGGCAUGGAGAAGGGCCAGGGAGGUGGGGAAAGAUGUGGGGCUGCGUCUCUGUGCCGCAGCUCUGGGGGUGUCUUUGUGUGCUGGUGGAGUGAUGCUGUGCCCAAAGGUACUGCUGCAGCUCACACAGCCCCGCACCAGGGUCCCUGGGAUCCCCCUGGGUCAGCCUGGGGUGCUGCCCCGCACCAGGGUCCCUGAGGUCCCUGCGAGGUGACCCUGUGUCAGCAGGGCAGCCCAGGCAGGUCCAUGGCCAGAGGCUGGCGGUGAUCCCAGAGUUCAGGAAGGGCCCGGGAAUCCCAGGCAUCCCCCGCCGGGUGCACCGGGGCCUCUGGCAGCCGCGCCGGGCUGAGUCAGCCGGUGGCCAGCACAGCCCUGAGCACCCAACCACCCUUCAGAGGUGCCGCGGGGUGCCUCGGCCAGCUCGGGGCGUGGGUGUCUCGCUGCGGCGUGACUCUUGGGAUUGAGCCGGCAUCUCUGGCGCUUCCAGCUGCAGCGUAACCCACUCCGUGUCUCUCCCCAGGGCCACCACACUCUCCGUGGAGACCAGCAGCUCAUUCCCACAGCUUGGCAUGCACCAGCCCCUCGAGCCCCCUGGGCCGCAGCCCCUGGGCUACGGCAAGUGCAGCCCGGUGGGCAGCGAUGCCGGGAAAGCUGCUGGGUGCAGUGCAGGCAGCGAGGCCAGCGGAGGCAUCGGGAAGGGGCCAGUGAUCUGCAGUGCCAUAUGCGGGAACCCCUACGCGGGGCUGGUGAGCCACCUGCGGGCAGCCUGGCUCUCGGGGAAGACACGGCCCUUGGAGUACCGCAUGGCCCAGCUGGAAGCCCUGGGACGCUUCUUGGAUGAGAAGAAGCAGGACAUCCUGGAUGCCACCGCCUUGGACAUGGGCAAGCCAUCCUUUGAGGCUUACUUCACUGAGAUCCUCCUCUGCAAGAACAAUCUCAAUGACACCCUGAACAACCUGUCCCACUGGAUGAAGGACGAGUACGUGGACAAGAAUCUGGUGACACAGCUGGACUCGGCCUUCAUCCGCAAGGACCCGUAUGGCGUGGUGCUCAUCAUUGCACCCUGGAACUACCCCAUCCACCUCCUCCUGGUGCCCCUCAUUGGGGCCAUUGCUGCUGGUAACUGUGUUGUUGUCAAACCCUCGGAGACAUCCAAGAACACAGAGAGGCUUGUUGCUGAAAUGCUGACCUGCUACCUGGACAAUGACUGCUUUGCCGUGGUGACCGCGGGUGUGCAGGAGACCACCAGGCUGCUGGAGAACAAGUUUGACUACAUCUUCUUCACUGGCAGCCCCUCCGUGGGGAGGAUCGUGAUGACAGCUGCCGCCAAGCACCUGACGCCCAUAACACUGGAGCUGGGGGGCAAGAACCCCUGCUACGUGUCUGACACCUGCGAUGUGCAGAACGUGGCCCGGCGCGUGGCCUGGGGCCGCUUCUUCAAUGCGGGGCAGACCUGCAUUGCACCCGACUACGUGCUGUGCAGCCUGGAGAUGCAGGAGAAGCUGAUGCCUGCCCUGCGUGAGGCCAUCACUGAGUUUUACGGCCCCAACCCGCAGGAAUCCCCCGACUUCGGCCGCAUGGUGGGGGACAAGCACUUCCAGCGGGUGCAGGCACUGCUGCGCAGCGGGCGUGUGGCCAUCGGGGGACAGACGGAUGAGAAGGAGCGCUACAUCGCUCCCACGGUGCUGGUGGAUGUGCAGCACUCUGAUCCUAUCAUGCAGGAGGAGAUCUUCGGCCCCAUCCUGCCCAUUGUUGUUGUGGCCAGUGUGGACGAAGCCAUUGACUUUAUCAACAGCCUUGAGUGGCCACUGGCUGUGUAUGCCUUCUCCUCCGACGACAAGGUGGUGAAACAGGUCCUGGAGCGGACAAGCAGCGGUGGCUUCUGUGGCAACGACACCCUGAUGCACGUGACAUUGACCUCGCUGCCCUUUGGUGGAAUUGGGAGCAGCGGCUUGGGGAUGUACCAUGGCAAGUUCACCUUCGAAACCUUCAGCCACCACCGUGGCUGCCUGCACCGCGGCAUGGGCCGGGAGGCCAUCAACAGCCUGCGCUACCCGCCCUACAGCCGGCAGAAGCUGGGCAUCGUCCGGGCUGCCUCCGAGGUGAAGCGCAAGGGGGCCUGCAUCCUGCUCUGA
Falco peregrinus (peregrine falcon) is the source of this 4126-nucleotide messenger RNA. Its product is annotated as aldehyde dehydrogenase family 3 member B1. The coding region runs from base 2561 to 4126 and encodes 521 amino acids. Gene Ontology annotation, biological process: aldehyde metabolic process. The record is from RefSeq and is a predicted model, not a curated record. Lineage: Eukaryota; Metazoa; Chordata; Aves; Falconiformes; Falconidae. Gene Ontology annotation, cellular component: cytoplasm. Gene Ontology annotation, molecular function: aldehyde dehydrogenase (NAD+) activity. The transcript is spliced from 10 exons.